This is a messenger RNA of Ziziphus jujuba (common jujube), 778 nucleotides long. Its product is annotated as classical arabinogalactan protein 9. The transcript has a single exon. The record is from RefSeq and is a predicted model, not a curated record. NCBI's taxonomy places the organism in Eukaryota, Viridiplantae, Streptophyta, Magnoliopsida, Rosales, Rhamnaceae. The coding region runs from base 119 to 556 and encodes 145 amino acids.
UUGUUUCUUCUCAUAUAGACUCUCAGACUCAGACUCAGACUCCGACUCAGACCUAAUUUUAUUUUAUUUUUGUCUUUUGGCAUUCUCUCUCUCUGAAAUUUUCACUUCCAAUUAGAAAAUGGCUGGCUCGAGCUCAAGCUUCGCGGCUCUGAUGCUCACUGCAUUGUUGAUCGGCUCGACCGUGGCUCAAUCUCCGGCGUCAUCUCCAGCUUCAUCGCCGACGAAAUCUCCUCCUUCAUCUACUCCACCUCCGGCGUCUGCUCCAACUAUCUCUCCUCCAUCUCCGUCUACGAAGCCACCUGUCUCUUCGCUUUCACCUUCGUCGACUACUACUUCUCCACCGGCGACUACUCCGUCGCCUUCCAUUGCGAUCUCUCCGCCGUCUCCAACUCCGUCUUCGUCGUCAUCGUCUCCAUCUCCGGUCGCUACUCCUACCUCCAUCUCAAAUCCACCAUCCGAAGCUCCUGCUCCGUCGCAGAAUGGCGCCGUUCUCAACAGAUUCGCUAUCUCCGGAUCGGUCGCAGUCGCUCUCUGCGCCGUCGUUUUAGCCAUGUAGAAUUUUGAGUGUGUGUGUGUGGAUCGGAUCUUUUGAUGUUUUGCUGCUGAGAGUGAAUAAUCUUUAGUGUCUUGUUAACCAUUUUUAUUUUUAUUUUUUCAAUUUUCUUCUUUCUUUUUUAUUUUCCUUUUUAUGCAGUAUCAAAAACAUCAUGUUUAACUUUCCUUGAUUAUUCUUCAUAGUUUCUCUUUAUAAUUUAAAUAUAAUAUUUAUAAUUUCGAA